UUCUAGAACUAUACAUAAUAAUUAAUUGACGGCCAUAUGUCAGGGUAGAUAUUGAACUAUAGUGUAGGCAGACUCAACGUUGGCAUAGUUAAUAAUAUACUUAGAUAAUUCGAUACAAGUUUUUAAUUAAAUUUUAAUUACUUUACUGAAAAUGAGUACAUCUAGAAUUAUCUAGAUCUAUACUAUAAAAAUGAUGGCUGACUCUAAAUUUAUAUCUAAAUGCAAAGCAAAGAGAACAAAAGACCUACCAGAACAAAUCAAGAGAGUAGCUCAUGUAUCUAGUUUUAACUCUAGAUUUCAAGGAACAAAGUUUUUGAUGAUAGUUUUGCUGUGUAUAUUUACAAAUUGUCUCAGUGUCUGCCAAGGAUGUACCUACGUUAAGAGAGAAGCUGAAGCAGAAUGUGAACCAGGUUUAUGCAUGGCUGGACAGUAUUUCGAUGCUACUGAGUCUCAGUGUUAUACUUGUCCAGCAGGAACAUACAUGAAAAAGACUUUGCAUCAAUGUGAAGGAUGUAAAGCGUGCACUAAGUUGAAUCCUGGAGACAAUCUCAUUGAAAAAUCACCUUGCACAUAUCAAUCUGAUGCUGUUUAUGUAUGUCCUGAAAAUUUUUACCAAACUGGUUCAGAUAUUAUAUACCCACUCCUGCCAAAAUGUUCAAUGUGUACUAUCUGUGACAGUGAUGAGGAAGUAGUUGUGGAGUGCAGGCAAGACAAAAACAGAAAGUGUAGAAAAGUGAACACAACUCCAAUCGAUCAGGUCAAUACAGAUCAUCAAAAUAUAGUUCCUCCCACAAGCCCACAGGAUAAAACCACAAAACCACAAGAAAACUCAGCAGCUAACAAAUAUCAUGUGACUGUCAUAAUUUACACCACUCUACCUUUUCUUUACUUUACAUGGAGGUUGUAUUUUUUUAACAUUUAAAGCCAAAGGUCCCCAUCUUGAGUCAUUAUUUUUUUCUUCUUUCACUCAAUGAAUUUCAUGCUCCAUAAGAGCUAAGUCUCUAAUUAUUGCACAGUGUCUACUAAGAGACUGUUUUGGUUUUCAUUGCUCAUUGCUGUUCCAUUGUUGCAAGAAAUGAAACAAAUUAUUUGGUUUAACUAAACCCAAAGCAUAUUGGAGGGGAGUGAUAUGUAUAGGUUCUAAGUUAUCAAAGAAUAUACUGUUGUUGGUAUAAUGUUGCCAUUAAAAUUUGUAGAAAUGUAUAUUCAUAUUUAUUAAUGAAUAAAGGACACAUGUUCAAUAAGAGAAAUAACAAAACAAUCUCAGAUUUAAAAUUUCAUUUUUUAAAAAAUGCCAAUUUACAUUUUGUUUAAUGUAUCAAAUGUUAAGUAACAUUUUUUUUUUCCGUUUUGGUUCAGCAUUUAAAAAAAAAAAAGUAAAUUAUUUAAUGUCAGGUAAUUAUUUAAUAGAUGUAGGGGUAACAGCACUGAUAUUAUAAUUUGUUGUUUACACACCCAAAAAGUUUAUUUGUUAUAUUGUGUACAUGUGCAGUUAGAUGUGUUAAUACUCAACAAAGAAACCUUCCUAAUAUUUAUGCAACCAGGUAAACCAAAGGCCACCAGUGUUUUUUUUU
Messenger RNA from Physella acuta, 1574 nucleotides. RefSeq names its product tumor necrosis factor receptor superfamily member 1A-like. The record is from RefSeq and is a predicted model, not a curated record. NCBI's taxonomy places the organism in Eukaryota, Metazoa, Mollusca, Gastropoda, Physidae. Gene Ontology annotation, molecular function: protein binding.